Messenger RNA from Puccinia graminis f. sp. tritici CRL 75-36-700-3, 1439 nucleotides. RefSeq lists its product as uncharacterized. The record is from RefSeq and is a predicted model, not a curated record. The transcript is spliced from 2 exons. The annotation marks the transcript as partial. NCBI's taxonomy places the organism in Eukaryota, Fungi, Basidiomycota, Pucciniomycetes, Pucciniales, Pucciniaceae.
UCAUGGAUCAUUCUUCUCCACUACACGCUGGCCAUCGGCAAAACCAUCCUAUCAUCCGAUCGGCCCGCCACCACGCGUUAAGACAGCUCGUGUCGCGUCCAGAAAUUCAAUUAGGCCCGAUUGACACCAGCCAUGCAAAUACCAACACCGUCGCAACUCCAAUUCCCGUUAAGCCGGUAACAAAUGUGAUCACCGCCGGAGAAACUCAUACAACCCCUUCCCCAGCGGCACCCGCACCCUUACCCGUCACCCCACCAACCAACACUGUAUCUGUAUCGCCCCAUCUCGUAACACCCACGCCCGUGGUUCGAAUUGCGAAUGUACCGCAGGCCACUGCGACUUCAGCAAUCCCUUCCAAGACCAGCCUUCCCCUUUCACCCUGUUCUGCAGGAGUACCGUGCGCAUCCAUGAUCGCAAAAUCUGCGGCUGUGGUUUCACCGGUGCCUCAGCAGACUCAAGGUACACCACAAUUCUUUGCAAGUAUGAGCUCCAGUCCCGGCGCGAUCUUCGUCACAUGUUUGGUUGGCAUUGCUAUUGUUGGGGUAAUGCUUUCGAUUCUAAGUUGCGCACUGAGAAGCUGGUGUAACAGACGACGCAGGAGCAAUAUCGAUGAAGAUGCUUGGCGGUUCCUGGAGAACUCCAAGGACUUCUCCGAUCCUACACACGAAGAGGAAGAUGCUCACUCGGCCAAAAAAUCGUACUUUGGAACCGACUCCCAGUCCAGUCUGGCCCAUCUACAGCCCACGCUCGCAAAGAACUACGUUGCCUCGCAUCCGUUCACAUCCCACAUACAACAACAAACUCAGCAGGCAACGGCCCAAUAUCAUUAUACAGGCUUUCCAGCACAGUCGGCUUCGGCUGUAAAUGGCUUUAUCGACGAACAGCCUAUGAGUGGUUAUAUAGACGAAAAGGGCGUGUGCUGGGUUGCUCCUCCUGCUCCUGUCUCAUCUCAAUGUAAUGGGAUUUUGAUGACACCAUGUGGGCCUCCUCAGGAGCGAAUGGAAAGCUAUCAGGGAGGGUGCACUAUACCCGAAUUAGUUUUUCGGAAAACUUCACUUGGUGGAAAUUUUUGCAAUCGGGCAACCAUGUACGCGUCUCCGACCCAAGCGCCCGUUCCGAUGCUCACACGCCCGGCCUCGGUCAUCACCCGCACCAGUACCAUAAGCUCCAACCAACACAACAGACUUCAUUCAUUGACACGUGAGGCCAGCCUCGCGUGCUCUGUGCAAUCCACGACCGUUGAAGAGCUUCGGGAGCGAGUUACGGAGCAGCGAACCGAUCUACGUGCCACCCUCAGAGGUGCUAUCCAAAAGGACAAGAAGGCUGAUAACGAUUUAUUAGAAUCAUUGAUACUUUUAUGGCACGAUAAGAACACAGAAGCCCAGAAAGAACCAAUUCGCCUUCAAACUCCGCAGCUCCCUCCGAAAGACCACGUCUAG